AUGGAAAGGUCAAACAGAUUUUCAUCACAGUUUGAUUCCAUAAAGUCUCUUGGGAAAGGAGGCUUUGGUCGGGUGUACAAAGUAAGACAAAUACUGUUGAACAAGAAGUAUGCGGUCAAGAUUGUCCGUUGUAAAAAAAAAGCUCUGCGGGAGGUGAGGGCAUUAUCAGACCUUCUUCACCACAACAUUGUGAGGUAUUAUAACUGUUUAAAGGAAUCAUCGGCAGAGUUCUUAUAUAUUCAAAUGGAGUUAUGUGACUCAGAAACACUGAGACACUGGAUCAAAGAGAGGAAUAAAAUAACUCUGUCAGACUCCAGAAGAAGACAUGAGGGUCUAACCAUCGCUCAAAAAAUAGUCAGUGGAGUCGAGUACAUUCACCUCAAAAAACUCAUUCCCAGGGACCUGAAGCCUGCCAACAUCAUGUUUGGACCGGAUGGAGCAGUGAAGAUUGGAGACUUUGGUCUGGUCACUGCAGAUGAUGUCGAAGAUGAACCAAGGGAGAGAACUAAAGAAACAGGAACCAUUUCUUACAUGGCUCCAGAACAAGAACAUUAUACAUAG
Molecule: messenger RNA, 561 nt
Organism: Limanda limanda (common dab)
Lineage: Eukaryota; Metazoa; Chordata; Actinopteri; Pleuronectiformes; Pleuronectidae
Product: eukaryotic translation initiation factor 2-alpha kinase-like
Biological process (GO): protein phosphorylation
Molecular function (GO): ATP binding; protein kinase activity
Source: RefSeq, a predicted model, not a curated record